Molecule: messenger RNA, 3780 nt
Organism: Chrysemys picta bellii (western painted turtle)
Lineage: Eukaryota; Metazoa; Chordata; Testudines; Emydidae
Source: RefSeq, a predicted model, not a curated record
CAAUGUGAAUGCCACUGAAAAUCCGCUCGCGUGCCGCCUUCGGCACACUAGGUUGCCUACCCCUGCUAUAGGGUAGCCAAUCUCCAUUUUAGGUUUAUGGGUUUGGUAUUUUUUUUAAUUCUCUGCAGUAGUAAAGGUCUCCAAGAAAGGUAAUAAAGCUCUCUAAGCUUUCAGCACCCAGAAGAUUUUCCUCAUUUGUAAAUAUGACUAUUUGAAAAGAUUUUAUUUAUUACCUUUUUUAAAAUCAACAAGUAGAAUUCUGUGGGCAGUCCAAAUUAUUUUCUUACACACCCAUUAAAAGAGGGGGUGACAAACACAGCAGACAAGGGCAUGAAGCGGAGGUGAGGCAGAAGACUGUCUGAGUGCUGGUAGAUAUACAAAUUGAUUUUUAAAAGUUAUAUUAAUUCAUUUGUUCAUAUCAAAUCAGUUCAUCCGAUUUGUCCUACAUUUGUUCCCAUAAUUUCGUUAUUCGUCUAACCCAUGGGAGUUAGGCACCCAAAUACUUUUGAGGACCUGGACCUAAGUUGUUCCAUUUCUCUUAAUUCUUUUAUUCUGAUUUAUUCUGAUCACCCCCCGUUCUGUAAAUGUAUUUGCUUCAGCAGCAAGAGGGCACAGUCCUACAAACACAUGGGCUUGGCUUUCAGUCUCUGAAUAGUCCUACUGACUUGAGUGGAAAUACUCUGGGGCUUAAAAUUAGGCAUGUAAGCAUUUGCAGUGCUGAGGCCUUAUAGUUACUAGUUACUUAUUCCUGUUCCAUAUGACUCUUGAGAUGGAAAUUACUGAUUACACAGAUCUUUGAUCAGAAACGGUAACAGAAAAUACUCUUGGGAGAAUAUUCAUUUGAAUAGUUUCUUUUCAGCAUAAUUAAGGCUGGCCUGGAUGGCGAGAACAUUGGGAAUUGUCCCUUCUGCCAGCGUCUCUUCAUGGUUCUGUGGCUCAAAGGAGUCAAAUUCAACGUGACCACAGUGGACAUGACGAGGAAACCUGAAGAGCUGAAAUCUCUGGCUCCAGGGACCAACCCUCCAUUCUUAUUGUUCAACAAGGAGCUGAAAACAGACUUCAUUAAGAUCGAGGAGUUCCUGGAGCAGACGCUGGCGCCUCCUAAGUACCCACACUUAAGCCCCAAAUAUAAGGAGUCCUUUGAUGUGGGCAGCAACAUUUUUGCCAAGUUCUCUGCAUACAUCAAGAAUCCCCGCAAGGAAGCGAAUGAGAGUAAGGAACCCUGGGCUUUUGAGAAGGCUUUGCUGAGGGAGUUCAAACGCCUGGAUACCUACCUGAACAACCCGCUCCCUGAAGAAAUCGACCAGGACAGUACUGAGGAAGUCCUGGUCUCCAACAGGAAGUUCCUGGAUGGGAACAGGCUAACGUUAGCUGACUGCAACCUGCUGCCCAAGCUGCACAUCAUCAAAAUUGCUGCCAAGAAAUACCGUGACUUCGAGAUCCCAGCGGAAAUGACAGGCAUCUGGCGCUACCUCCACAAUGCCUACUCCCGUGAUGAGUUCAGCCACACAUGCCCAGCCAAUGAGGAGAUAGAACGCACCUAUGCCAGCGUUGCCAAGAAGAUGACCUAGGGGCAGCCAAACGAGCCGGUUUUUGAAACCCCUCUUUCCAUUGGAAACACUGCCGUGAAAGCUGCCUUCUUCUGAAUGGCCAUGCCAGUAGAACAGCCCAGUCCUGUCACCUGCAAACAUUUGGGGAUCUAGGAACUGGAGGAAUCAUUAUGAUGUAAUUAGUAACAGCCUUUCAGAAAAUAACCCUGUGCUUCCAGCUGCUGCAGCUAUCCUCCUCAUGUGUAGAUUGACUGCACCCUGAUUUUACAGCUAUAAUCAUUGCAUGUAGCGAAAUGCCACCACCCAGCUGCCGAGGCAGCUGCUUUGUCAUUCCUUAGAGGCUAGGAUUCCCAACCGUUUUGUGGGAUCACCAACGUUUAUUGUGCAAAACUGCGCAGAGCUGGUGACCAUGCGGCAUAGAGCGGUUUAAGUAUCCCCCUUUUGAAUCUGGAGGACGGGGUACAAAUGAUGUCUUAGAUCCCAGCAAAAUGGGUUUUCACAUAUGCAUAGAGUUUAGGCCAGAAGACACCAUCAGAUCAUCUAGACUUACCUACCCUGUAUAACCCAGGGCAUUACAUUUCACCCACUUACCUCUGCUUUGAGCCCAAUCACUUGUGUUUGGCUAAAGUAUAUUUUCUGGAAAGGCAUUUGAAGACACCAAGAGAUAGAGAAUCCACCACUUCCCUGGAGCGUUUAUGCCCAUGGUUAAUCACCCUCACUGGUAAAAAGGCAUGUGCCUGAUUUCUAAUUAGAAUUUGGAGAAGCUCCAUCUAAUUGUUGUGGAAAAAUAGUGUGCUCAGGAUGUGCACAGGGCUGCACCAGCGGGGGCUGCUCUAGAUGAGGAAUGAGGUGCCCUGGCGGAGCUGUGUGAAGGCUCCAGCAUGGGAGGUUCUGCAAGUCACAAACAUACCAACAACAGACACUGAACUACAGUGCCUUCCCCUCCUCCAAUACCAGGUUUCCAUUGCUUUGUCUCCACUGACUUCAGCAGAGCUCCUCCUGAGGCAUGUAGGUGUAGGUUCGAGGUAGAUCAGGCUCACACAUAUCACAAGCUCAAUACAGAGCACCAGCAGCAAAGAGCCAUUUCUUAUACAAAGUUCACCCGGUAAGUGUCAGUGAUCAGCUUGGAAACUCUUGCAAGAGAUCUGCCUCGGUCUUACUGCUGGAAUGUGCACUGCUAAGACUCAGGUGCUUCAUCUCCAGAUCUCCAUGAUCCCGCGCAGCAACGCAGCUUGAUCAGGAGAGGUUCCCCUUGCAGGUACAGGCAGUGCAGGAGUUUUCCAUGAUUGGGCAGCAGACUGUGAACUUUCCCCUGAUCCCACACAAGCUGUACCCACCUGCGCAGCCAACCAGAAUGGACAAAAAUUAAUUUGCUUUCUAAAACAAAAGGGUUUUUAUAAUUGAUGUGCAGCGUAUCAAGGUCAAACUGUGUGCGCGUGUGCACAGAGCACCCAGGGCCACUUCCAUAGCUGGGUGAGCCUAGCACAGUUCCACUGAAGGGCAAGACCAGCUAAGAAUCUGGCCCAUAUAAGCAUGGAGUGACUGAUGCUGGCUUAAGAAGUACGACUCUUGAGGCCCUUUUCAACCACUGCAACCUUGGGGAUUGCUGCUAGCUCUGGCAUAGUCCAGGAGGCAACUGAGAGAGGUUUGCUGGGAGGGGCUGGCCCAGUGCUCAUGCCAGCCCUGCCCCUUCUCAUCCAGCAUUAUCCACUCUAUGGUGUGAACUGGCUAUCUACAGGGACCCAUGGGAUGUUGGGAACAUUUUGCAUGGCCACACUCUCCUCUCCCCCAUUAGAUUUGUGCUGCUGGGGCCUCCCGCCAAAAUCUGUACCCAGGAAUCUGACUCCUCGCCCCAAAUAGUACGGAAACCAGUGGCAACGUAGAUAUUCUGUAGAAUGCAAUGGCCUGCCUAUAAUGUACUGAGCAUUACAGAUCUGCACUGGGCUGAUGGUAAAAGCCCCCUAGAAAACCCACUAAGUUUCUCUCUUGUACUUUCGCACUAAAUAGUGUGUACUCACAAUUCUGCUUUUGAUAUAUUUGUUAGUUUCAUUCAAGUGAUAAUAAACUUUAUUUUAUAUACAACUUUCACAACCUGGCCCCAGACUGCUGUCCAGGAGACGCUGAGAGCUAGAGAAGGCAGUAGAGCAUGAAAAGGUGUGUGGUUGUGCUGGGAACAUGAGGAAGUGAAUAUUAAUUGCAUUUCUAAAAUAAACAGUAAUAAUAACCUCCA